Capronia epimyces CBS 606.96 is the source of this 957-nucleotide messenger RNA. RefSeq lists its product as uncharacterized. The transcript has a single exon. Bases 1 to 957 code for a protein of 318 amino acids. The record is from RefSeq and is a predicted model, not a curated record. Lineage: Eukaryota; Fungi; Ascomycota; Eurotiomycetes; Chaetothyriales; Herpotrichiellaceae.
AUGGCGCUCAACGGCAAAAGAAGACAUUCGGAGAUAGAAUCCAAUGAUGAAACACCAGGUAAGCGCCGGCGCGAUAGCCUGGCUUGUCCCAGCAGUGUCUCUGACCCGAUGGAUCUGGAACUCCCACCCUACAACAAACCGGAACCGAAUUUUGUGAGUGUCUUCGCCUGUAUCAUACCUUUUCGAGAUCUUUUGCGCAAAGUUGGCGGUCUCACGGCUGAGCAGUACACCCGACUUCGGAUGAGUUGCCGGACAGUUGCAGAGCUGUGGAAGCCAAUUCCUAUCAGACCUCUGGAGGUUGACCCCCGGGAUCCUUAUUUUGCAGGACUGAAGCCUGUCAAAUGCGGUGAACUGGGGUGCUCUCGAACUUCCAAUCUGCUUCCAAUCCGUCGGUGCUACGGUAGGCAUAAUCCAACCGCGGGCAUCUUUUCUGGCUGCAAUAAACUCAUCUGCUCCCAAUGCGCCUGGCUGGCACAGCAAACACAUAUCUACCGCAAAGCACAAGCUAGUGAGAUGCACUACUGCCGUCCGUGCAGUCAGUGGAUCAGGCAGGACAAUCCAUGUGGCCUUCCAGAAUGCGGGUGUGCAUUCAACAUUGAUGAGCACAUCAACCACCAGACGUACUCGGAAUGGCAGUGUAUGGACUGCAGGUUUCAAUUACAUCGCCACUACUUUGAGGAAAGGGCCCGCCUUAAUCUCAAAUAUCUCGAGGCAGAGAAGCGAGUCCUUGCUCGCGACAUUCGGAUCAAGCCAGAUACUCCUGGCUUGGAGCGGUGGAUCGCCAAACGUGGAAUGAACAAGAACAACUGUCCGGGCUGCGGCAUAUGGUAUGGCGCCUUGACGAAAACGUACUCGAAGGAAGAAUGGUCGAACUGCGCUCCCUUUCUCCCUGCUGCAAUGUUGCGACAGUGUAUGGUGUGUCUCGGGCAGCGAAGCAAAGGUAAGGCUGGUGUCUAA